Molecule: messenger RNA, 1392 nt
Organism: Abrus precatorius (Indian licorice)
Lineage: Eukaryota; Viridiplantae; Streptophyta; Magnoliopsida; Fabales; Fabaceae
Exons: 4
Coding region: 1-1392 (463 amino acids)
Source: RefSeq, a predicted model, not a curated record
AUGGACCUCGACGACCAUAGAAUGCGCGGUCCUUGUCGGGUUUUGCUAAGGCAUGGACUUAGGUGUGUUUUGAUGCAAGACAAGCGAGUGGUUGCCUAUGCCUUGAGGCAGUUGCAUCCAUACAAAGCCAACUACCUGACACAUGACUUGGAGUUAGCUACGGUGGUUUUUGCUCUUAAAGUAUGGAGGCACUACCUUUAUGGAGUAAGGUUCGAGGGGUUCGAGGAGUUCAAGGAGCUAUGCGACACAACCAGGAUAAAUGGGGUCAGUGAAGAAGCAAUCAAACUGAGAUUAUUCCCUUUUUCCUUGAGAGACAGAGCUAAGUGUUGGCUUCAAGCUCAGCCACAGGGCAAAAUUUCUACAUGGGCAGAUUUGGUGAACAAAUUUCUGGUUAAGUAUUUUCCUCCUUCAAAAGCUGCAAAAAUCAAAGGGGAGAUUACAUCCUUUGUUCAGCAAGAUGGAGAGCCUUUGUAUGAGGCAUGGGAAAGAUACAAGGAGUUAUUAAGGAAGUGUCCUCAUCACUACAUACCUGAAUGGAUGCAGCUUGAAACUUUCUACAAUGGAAUGACUGCUGCAACCAAAACUAUGAUUGACGCAGCAACUGGAGGAUCACUGAGUUCAAAAACAUUGGAGGAAGCUCAGCAGAUUAUUGAAAUGAUGGCAUCUUCCAUGUACCAACAUGUGAAUGAAAGGCAAGCUGCAAGGAGAGGAGGAUAUGAUGUAAAAUCCAUAGAAGCCAUGUUUGCUCAAAAUCAACAAUUUUCUGAACAGCUUACUGCUUUGACUCUACAAAUAAGUAACAUGCAGACUGGUGUGGUCCAAAAUUCACAAUUGAGUUGUGAUUUCUGUGGUGGCAACCAUGUGAAUGGAGCUUGUGAUCCCACAGCUAUAGAACAUUCUGAUCAACCAAAUAACAAUAGAGGACAACAGUUCUCCAAGUGGAAUCCACAAAAUUCUAAUGCAAGAGGAAAUACAGCUACUGCACCUUUCCAAAGUGCAGCACCUCAAUUGCAACAGCAAUACUUCCAAGGGAAUUCCUCUGCACAUUUUCAGAAGAAUCAAGGGUACUCAAAUGAAAGACCCUUGAGUGAGAAGGUGAAUGGGCUAGAAGAAACAUUAUUGCAAUUCAUGAAGAUAACAGAAACAAAUUUUAAAAAUCAAGAAAGUUCUAUAAAGAAGCUAGAAACACAAAUUGGGCAGUUGGCUGAGCAACUGGCCAAUAGAGAUGAAGGAAGGUUUCUUAGCAGCACAAUAGUGAACCCAAAGGAGCAAUGCCAAGCCAUAACCACUCGAAGUGGAGCAGUGGUUUCCAGCCCAAGAAAGAAAAAUGAAGUCACCAGUUUGAAGGAUGAAAGUAAGCUGAAACAAGAAGAUUUUGAAAGUGGGAAAUAA